AUGUCCAACCACGCCAACGAUGCAAGCGAGCCAUGGGAUUACGACUCGACUGCUGUUAUCGAAGCCAUGAUUCUCGCCAUGUCUGCGUCACUCAAAGACGACAUUCGAUUCCAAAGAUUUCUUUAUGAAAGUGAGAUUGCGAAAGAGAAGAAAGGCGCGCCUUUAGAAAUUGAGGAAAUGAAGGCGAUCUGCCAGAAGUCGAAGGAUGAUCUCGAGCACGAGCUUGGAGUUGAAUGCAUCUGUCAGGACUGUUGGGCAAGACUUCAAAUGAAAGGGGCAGUAGACAAGGAAUUCAAGAACGCGGAAGUCAAAGAGAUGAAAGUUGAGAAUAAGGAAGCCAAUAAGAUGGGGGAGGGGGGGAUUGGUUUUAACACAGUUGCUGGUGGAGCUACGGUCUCAACCGAGGGGCCCGCAAACGAAGCGACCAAUUUACCCAUCGGGAACAACAUCCAUUCAGACCCCACGACUUCGAAUGGUACAUUGGAAAGAAACGUCACCGGGUAG
Botrytis deweyae is the source of this 504-nucleotide messenger RNA. RefSeq lists its product as uncharacterized. Lineage: Eukaryota; Fungi; Ascomycota; Leotiomycetes; Helotiales; Sclerotiniaceae. The record is from RefSeq and is a predicted model, not a curated record. Bases 1 to 504 code for a protein of 167 amino acids. The transcript has a single exon.